Molecule: messenger RNA, 1883 nt
Organism: Fundulus heteroclitus (mummichog)
Lineage: Eukaryota; Metazoa; Chordata; Actinopteri; Cyprinodontiformes; Fundulidae
Gene: hoxa13a
Product: homeobox A13a
Exons: 2
Coding region: 95-1000 (301 amino acids)
Biological process (GO): regulation of transcription by RNA polymerase II
Molecular function (GO): DNA-binding transcription factor activity, RNA polymerase II-specific; RNA polymerase II cis-regulatory region sequence-specific DNA binding
Source: RefSeq, a predicted model, not a curated record
GGCUUUUACUCUCCGGGAGCCCCGCCGUCUCCUUUUUUCAGUCGCUGGGCUUUUUAAAAAAGAGUCAGAAGCUGCCGAUGUUGGACGCAGUGCUAUGACAACGUCACUGCUCCUCCGUCCGCGCUGGGUCGACCCGUCGGUGAUGUUCCUCUAUGACAACGGCGGCGGUUCCGACGACGCGAGCAAGAACAUGGAGGGUUUCCCGGGUGGCAACUUCGCCGCGAAUCAGUGCAGGAAUCUGAUGGCGCACCCAGCGUCCCUGGCACCCAGCGCUGCGGCGGCGUACUCCUCUGGGGACGCGUCCGCCUCGGCCGUGGGGGAGCCGGUGAAGCAGUGCAGCCCCUGCUCUGCGGCUCAGAAUUCCACCAGCGCGUCCCUGCCGUACGGAUACUUCGGCUACCCGUGCAGGAUGUCUCAUCACAGCGGCAUUAAGUCAUGCGGAGCGCAGCCACAUUCUGCGUAUGGAGAGAAAUACAUGGACACGGCCGCCUCGGGAGAGGAGUUCUCCUCUCGGGCUAAGGAGUUUGCUUUCUAUCCAACCUACCCUUCUGGGCCAUACCAACCCGUCCCGAGUUACCUUGACGUCCCCGUGGUGCCUGCGAUCAGCGCAGCGUCAGAAGCCAGACACGAGUCCCUGCUGCCCAUGGAGAGCUACCAGCCUUGGACUCUCGCCCCCAACGGCUGGAACGGCCAGGUUUACUGCGCCAAGGAGCAGCCUCAGCCCGGGCACAUGUGGAAGUCCUCCCUGCCAGACGCAGUGUCCCACGCGGCAGGAGAUGUCGGCUCGUUCCGGCGGGGGAGAAAGAAGCGCGUGCCAUACACCAAGGUGCAACUGAAGGAGCUCGAGCGAGAGUACGCCGCCAAUAAAUUCAUCACGAAGGACAAACGGAGGCGGAUAUCGGCCCAGACCAACCUGUCCGAGCGGCAGGUCACGAUAUGGUUUCAGAACAGACGCGUCAAGGAGAAGAAGAUUGUCAACAAACUGAAAACCAUCAGCUAGUUGAUUAUUAUAUAUUUUUUUUAUUAUUAUUAUUGCCAUUAAUAAUAAUAUUAUUAUUAUUGUGGACAUAAUCUGUUGGAGAUGUGCAGGUCUGCGCGUGUUUGGACACCUGGAUUUGGACAAUGAGCUCCUUGCUGACUGAACAUGAUUCAAAUUUGAUGUAGGCAAAUGAUUUCCGGGAGCCUCUGGAACAAACUUUUCUGGGGCCUCUGAAGGCCGGACCCUCUUUUUCCUGCCCUGCCACUUGUUAAAUAUUAAUUUGGAGCGAGAGAGCUUGGGACAUUGUACAAUAUAGCGCCAGCAUGUGUAGCUUUUUCAUCUUAUCCCUUUUUAUUCUAUUUUAUUUUAUUUUGGCAUGCCUCUCUUCACAAAGGUGCGCGCCACUGAGCUACACCUUUCUCUUUUAACAAGGGCGAUAAUUAGACGAGUCACAGGAAAUUCUGCCAUUUUGGAGGGGAUUUGGACCUUGGAAAUGUUAAAUAUUAAACCAACCUGGCUUCCUUUUUAAAGCCCUUUUUCUAGUGUUUAGCUUGUAUGAAGUCUAUAGUCUUACCAUAUGGAACCGUACUUUCAUUCAUAUGCAGUCCAUGGUGCAAUUCUUUAUUGUAAUACUUAUAAAUAAUCGUCCAGGAGAUGUGCUUGUACCAAUCAUAGCUCCUGCUAUAUGCGUGCGUGUCUUCAUGUGGUUGUAUAUAAGUGUAAAAGUAAAUUCCAGCAUGAUAUCCGGGCUGUGUGUGUGUGUGUGUGUGUGUGUGUGUGUGUGUGUGUGUGUGUGUGUGUGUGUGUGUGUGUGUGUGUGUGUGUGUGUGUGUGUAUGCGCGCGUGCGUAUGUUUGGUGUUAAAGUCCGUCCCUGCAAUAAAACAUGGACUUGGUUGAAUUUUA